This is a messenger RNA of Penicillium odoratum, 3279 nucleotides long. Its product is annotated as putative nicotinamide nucleotide transhydrogenase. NCBI's taxonomy places the organism in Eukaryota, Fungi, Ascomycota, Eurotiomycetes, Eurotiales, Aspergillaceae. Gene Ontology annotation, biological process: proton transmembrane transport; NADPH regeneration. Bases 1 to 3279 code for a protein of 1092 amino acids. The record is from RefSeq and is a predicted model, not a curated record. Gene Ontology annotation, cellular component: mitochondrial inner membrane. The transcript is spliced from 5 exons. Gene Ontology annotation, molecular function: NADP binding; NAD binding.
AUGAGUACGCCGCUCUCCUUGUGGUCCGCGCUGAGGCCAUGUCGCGUGGCCCCCAGUACUCGCGCGGGGAAAUCGCUGCUGUCAGUGACGCAAGUUGUAUCCCAGGCUCGUCAAAUCACUGCUCUCACCUUUUCGCAGAAGAAACCCUCUCUGCGAGUAUCUCAAUGGCCUACCGCAUCUAAGCGAACCGCAGCGACUACCACUCCAAGCGAAGACCCUGUGUCCACCACCCCUUACACCGAGUUAACCGUUGGAGUUCCCCGCGAAACACACCAAAAUGAGCGCCGUGUAGCGAUCACCCCACAAAAUGUGGCCUUACUUCUCAAGAAAGGCUUCUCGCGCGUGCUGGUUGAGCGCGGCGCGGGAACAGAAGCACAACUUCUAGAUGAUGCCUACCAAAAAGCCGGUGCCACAGUGGUGGACCGUGAUGCUAUAUGGUCGGAGAGUGAUAUUGUUCUGAAAGUCCGAAACCCACAGGCAGAAGGACCCUUCAAUGAGAUUCAAGCUCUUCGUAAAGGCUCGACUAUUAUCUCUUUUCUGUAUCCCUUUCAAAACAAGCCCAUUGUGGAUGCGCUGGCUGCCCGCGGCGUGACUGCGUUUGCCAUGGACCGUAUUCCGCGUAUCUCUCGUGCGCAAACCUUUGAUGCCCUCAGCUCCAUGGCCAAUAUUGCAGGAUACAAAGCGGUUUUAGAGGCUUCAAAUCACUUCGGCCGCUUCUUGACUGGUCAGGUCACGGCUGCCGGAAAGAUUCCCCCCGGUAAAGUACUGGUGAUUGGUGCAGGUGUAGCUGGUCUGAGUGCAAUCGCCUCGGCCCGCCGCAUGGGUGCUAUUGUUCGAGGCUUCGAUACCCGCCCUGCGGUCAGGGAACAGGUCCAGUCGUUGGGCGCGGAAUUCAUCGAAGUGGACUUUCAGGAAGAUGGCUCUGGACAAGGCGGUUACGCGAAAGAGAUGUCCAAGGAGUUCAUCGAGGCUGAGAUGAAGCUGUUUAUGGAACAAGCUCGCGAGGUCGAUAUUAUCAUCACAACUGCUCUGAUUCCCGGAAAGCCAGCCCCAAAGCUGAUCACCAAGGAAAUGGUCGCUGCUAUGAAGCCUGGCUCUGUCAUCGUAGAUCUCGCAUCAGAGGCAGGUGGAAACUGCGAAGCAACCGUUCCUGGUGAACUGUCAAGCUACAAGGGUGUUACGAUAAUUGGCUAUACGGAUCUUCCGUCUCGCCUACCAACCCAAUCCUCAACGCUGUAUUCCAACAACAUCACAAAGUAUCUGCUCUCCAUGACCCCCAAGGACAAGUCUUUCGGAAUUGAUUUCAAUGAUGAGGUUGUUCGUGGGUCUAUUGUCACUCUUAACGGCGAAAUCAUCCCUCCUGCCGCACCGUCUACUCCUCCCCCCGUGCCUAAGUCUGAUACCCAAGCUAUCGCCACAAAUAAAGAAGCAGCGCUUGCUCUUACGCCAUGGCAAACUGCCACUCGAGAUGUCACUGCCGUUACUGGGGCAAUCGGCGCUACCCUUGCUCUUGGAAAAGCCACAGGUCCCAUUUUCAUGGGCAAUAUGAUGACCUUUGGACUUGCAGGUCUGGUCGGUUACCGUGCAGUGUGGGGAGUAGCUCCGGCUCUUCACUCGCCACUGAUGAGUGUCACCAAUGCGAUCUCAGGAAUGGUUGGUAUUGGUGGCUUGUUCGUCAUGGGCGGUGGCUUUGUGCCGACUACUGUUCCCGAAUACCUUGGUGCAGUAUCUGUGCUUCUUGCCUUUGUGAAUGUGUCUGGUGGCUUUGUCGUGACGAAACGCAUGCUCGACAUGUUCAAACGUCCAACCGAUCCUCCGGAGUACCCGUGGCUGUAUGCCAUCCCAGCAGUCGUCUUUGGCGGUGGCCUGGUGGCUGCUGCCAGUACUGGCAUGUCUGGUGUAGUGCAGGCCGGAUAUCUCGUCAGUACGAUUCUCUGUAUGAGCUCUAUUUCCAGCCUUGCUUCGCAACAGACUGCGCGCCGUGGAAAUAUCUUAGGAAUUCUAGGUGUUGUUUCCGGUAUCCUCGCUUCAUUGGUUGCAGUAGGGUUCUCUACUGAGACACUUACCCAAUUCGCCGCUGUUGCUGGAACUGGUGCCUUGGUCGGUGGAUUGAUUGGCCGUCGUAUCACUCCGACCGGACUUCCUCAGACGGUCGCAGCGCUGCAUUCGGUUGUAGGUCUGGCUGCUGUCUUAACCAGUAUUGGUAGCGUGCUGGUCGACAUUGGCGAGAUCACAACUCUGCAUAUGGUCACUGCCUACAUGGGCGUGCUCAUCGGAGGCGUUACCUUUACCGGCUCAAUCGUUGCUUUCCUCAAACUGGCAGGCAGAAUGUCUUCUAAACCAAUGAUUCUCCCUGGUCGGCAUGUGAUCAACUCUACACUCCUUGGCGGUAACAUCGCCACAAUGGGAGCAUUUUUAACAAUGGCGCCGGCAAACCCUGGGAUCGCAGCGGCUUGCUUAGGCACGAGUACCUUGCUCAGCUUCCUGAAAGGAUAUACCACAACAGCAGCCAUUGGCGGUGCAGAUAUGCCUGUCGUUAUCACCGUGCUUAACGCCUACUCCGGGUUCGCACUCGUCGCAGAGGGUCUCAUGCUCAACAACCCCCUUCUCACAAGCGUAGGCUCGCUCAUCGGAGUCAGCGGUUCGAUCCUAUCGUACAUCAUGUGCGUCGCUAUGAACCGAUCUCUUACAAACGUCCUUUUUGGCGGUCUUGGUAACCAGGUACAAAGCCAAAAGAAGAUCGAGGGCGAAGUCACACAGACAAGUAUCGAUGACACUGUCGAAGCACUUUCCGGUGCUGAGAGCGUCAUCAUCAUCGUCGGCUACGGUAUGGCCGUUGCAAAGGCGCAAUACGCCCUGGCUGAAAUCGUCCGUAUUCUCCGGUCUCGGGGCAUUACUGUCCGCUUUGCUAUUCACCCUGUUGCGGGUCGUAUGCCGGGCCAGUGCAAUGUGCUUCUUGCUGAAGCGUCCGUACCAUAUGAUAUUGUUCUGGAAAUGGAUGAGAUCAAUGAAGAUUUCAAGGAUACUGACGUUACUCUCGUCAUUGGUGCCAAUGACACGGUUAACCCUAUUGCUAUGGAGCCGGACUCUGCUAUCUCUGGGAUGCCAGUCCUGCACGCAUGGAAGAGUAAGGAAGUAAUUGUGAUGAAGCGUGGAAUGGCGAGUGGAUAUGCUGAUGUGCCGAACCCAAUGUUCUUCAUGCCCGGAACGAGAAUGCUCUUCGGAGAUGCCAAGACUUCGUGUGAUGCCAUUAAAGCUGCCCUGGAGGCACGCAAAUAG